Rosa rugosa (rugosa rose) is the source of this 1313-nucleotide messenger RNA. RefSeq names its product rhomboid-like protein 14, mitochondrial. Gene Ontology annotation, molecular function: serine-type endopeptidase activity. The transcript has 2 exons. The coding region runs from base 110 to 1108 and encodes 332 amino acids. Gene Ontology annotation, cellular component: membrane. Lineage: Eukaryota; Viridiplantae; Streptophyta; Magnoliopsida; Rosales; Rosaceae. The record is from RefSeq and is a predicted model, not a curated record.
AAAAAGAAAAACCGCGAAGCGUCUGGACUCUCUGCUCUGGAAUGUGCUUGUCGUCGUGAACAAGGAGGCAAAUCCAAAUCGAAAGAUCAAAUCGGAAACCCUAAACACGAUGGAGAGAAGAGGAUCCCGAUCCAACGGAAUGUUGCCGCUGCUCGCACUCCACGCCGCCAGCGAGUAUUACAGGCUCGACAGGAAGCCUCCCGUCACCGCCGCACUCAUUGCCGCCAAUUCCCUCGUCUACUUACGCCCCGCCUUCCUCGAACCCAUUCUUCCUUCCAUUCACGACGUCUGGUUCAACCCUCACCUCAUCCUCAAGAAUAAGGACUUGAAGCGGUUCUUGCUGUCACCGUUUUACCAUGUGGGAGAGUCUCAUCUGGCUUACAACAUGCUCUCGCUUUUAUGGAAGGGCAUCAAGUUGGAGUCCUCCAUGGAUAGUGCUGAGUUUGCAUCCAUGGUUGCUGUGCUACUCGGUAUGUCCCAAGGGAUCACACUGCUGCUUUCGAAAGCGCUGCUGGUUUUGUUUGACUAUGAGAAGGCUUAUUAUUCGGAAUACGCUGUUGGGUUUUCUGGGGUGAUAUUUGCAAUGAAGGUGGUUCUCAAUUCGCAGUCCGGAAACUAUAGUUCUGUACAUGGAAUUCCGAUGCCGUCGCGUUAUGCUGCUUGGGUGGAGUUGGUUCUUAUCCAGAUGUUGGUGCCUGGCGUGUCUUUCAUUGGUCAUUUGGGUGGGAUACUUGCCGGGUUUCUGUAUCUCCGAUUGAGGAGUGCAUAUUCGGGCUCAGACCCACUUACUUUAGUUCUCAGAGGUGUUACUAAUGUACUAGAAUUGCCGAUGCGGUUUUUAAGAAGAGUGUUUCCAUUCAGACGGAGGCAGGUAUCUGGUAGAGGACCGGUUGGUGGGAGUCGUAGAGGAAUAGCCAUGGCGGAUUGGAGGUGCAGUGCUUGUACAUAUGAAAACUCUGGUUGGUUGGAUGCAUGUGAAAUGUGUGGCACAAAUAGGAAUGACAAUGGCAAUGGCAAUUCCAUGGCGUCGCAUCCUUUGCCACAAUAUUCAGGUGACCUUACUUUGGAAGAAUUAAGGCGGCUAAGGUUGGAAAGAUUUGGUAGAUGAUAGGGUCUUGACUCUGGAGCGUUGCCUCAAGUAGUCAUAGGGUGAAUAAAAUUAUAGUUGUCAUAGGGUCUGUCAUCACUGCUGUUAUGCUGUUUGUAUCAAGUCAUUCAGUUAGAAAUCUGAACAAUCAAGUCAUUGUCUUGGACUUAUUAGUGUAGCCUACUUGUGUUUGUUCAAUUAUUAUGGUGAACUUUCAUUCUUUUAA